Messenger RNA from Canis lupus familiaris (dog), 1449 nucleotides. RefSeq names its product gap junction protein delta 4 (gene GJD4). The record is from RefSeq and is a predicted model, not a curated record. Bases 205 to 1449 code for a protein of 414 amino acids. Lineage: Eukaryota; Metazoa; Chordata; Mammalia; Carnivora; Canidae. The transcript has 3 exons. Gene Ontology annotation, biological process: cell communication. Gene Ontology annotation, cellular component: connexin complex.
GCCUCGGAGUCAACGGCUCAAGGCUGGCUCAACUCGGAGUCAGAGACAGAAAAACUGACCUCCCAUUCCUGGGCUGGAAGCUUUCCCUUUACAUCUGCAGCUGUCACCUUUAAGUCUUUUGUAGCAAAGACACAUUUAUUCCCGAAAAGGUUUUUCCACCUUCCGAAGUCUCCAGAAGCCUUGAGUCCGUGACGCUCCGGCAGCAUGGAACGCUUGGACCUGCUGGGGUUCCUUCUCAUCACCUUCAACUGCAACGUGACCAUUGUGGGGAAGAUCUGGCUCAUCUUCGCGAUCCUGCUGCGGAUGGUGGUGCUGCUGUCGGCGGGCGCCCCGGUGUACCAGGACGAGCAGGAGCGCUUCGUGUGCAACACGCUGCAGCCGGGAUGCGCCAACGUGUGCUACGACGCUUUCUCCCCGGUGUCGCAGCUGCGGUUCUGGCUGCUGCAGAGCCUGGCCGCCCUCCUCCCCUCCGCGCUCUUCUGCGCCUACGUGCUGCACCGGGGCGCCGCGCUGGCCGCCCGCGGGCUGGGGCUCGGCGGCCGGGACGCCGGGGGCCCGCGCGACCUGCCGGUGCCGGACUUGUCCCGCGGCUACGUGGUCCACCUGUCGCUGCGCGUGCUGACCGAAGCGGCUUUCGGCGCCUCGCACUACCUGCUCUUCGGGCUCGCGGUCCCAGCCAGGGUCCCGUGCGCGCAGCCGCCCUGCAGCGGCGUGGUGGACUGCUACGUGUCCCGGCCCACCGAGAAGGCCCUGCUGGCGCUGCUCAUGGGCGCGGCCAGCGCGCUCUCGCUGCUGCUCAGCGCCGCCGACCUCCUGUGCAGCGUGCGCGGGCGCGAGCCGGGGCUGCGGGCGGGUCUUUUUCGGGCCCUCCGAGGGUUUCGCUUGGGGGGGCCCGACGCUACAGCCUCACCUCGGCUCCGCUUUCCUCGACCCUCGCCGCCGCCUUUGGCCUUGGAGUCCUUGGCGGCUGCUGACCACGCGUCCCCCGCUCGCUCCCCUUUUGCCCUCCCCCCCGCUGCCCUCUCCCUCGCGCGGCAAAGUCGGAGUGGGUGUGAGGACCGCGUGGACGCGGGCGCCCGGAGACGCCGACGCGCUGGGGCCGGGCGCGCGGGGCGACCCCACGGAGCGGCCCCGGGAGCAGUGGCGCUGGGGGCGCGCGACCCGUCGGACACAGACCUGGCCCAGAGGGCUUCCCCGGACGAACCUGUGCUUUGGGCACGGCGGCCGGGAGCCCGGAGACUGCGAGGACGCCCCGCGGGCCCCGGACCUGGGGUGCGCCGUGCGGCGUCCGCGGGGCCCGGGGGCGAGUCGCCACGGGGGGCUUUGGCCUGGGGGUGCCCUCCCGCGUGUCGUCAGUGGAGGGGCGCCCGCUUCACCCCGCCCCUGCCCCUCAUGAAGUCGAUGGUGACUGAGUUGUCGCGUCACACCGCGCACCUCACAGCGUCGUAG